Nelumbo nucifera (sacred lotus) is the source of this 668-nucleotide messenger RNA. RefSeq names its product protein SMALL AUXIN UP-REGULATED RNA 54-like. Gene Ontology annotation, biological process: response to auxin. Lineage: Eukaryota; Viridiplantae; Streptophyta; Magnoliopsida; Proteales; Nelumbonaceae. The record is from RefSeq and is a predicted model, not a curated record.
GGUCGUUAGUCUAAUAUCACUGUAGAGAGUCUAGCCACUAUAAAUCAAUUGAGACCUGAGAGCUCCAAGUGCUCUGCAGGAGAGAAGAUAUCAUCAGCUGUGUCGCCAUGGCUAAGAAUGGAAGCAGCAGUGGGAAGAAGAGAAAGAGCAUUGUAAAGCUCAAAGUUGUGGUAGAGAAACUACAGAAGAGCUUUUCCCUGUCGAGGAGAGGUGAUUGUGAGUCGGAUGAAUCUGAAGAGAUGGAUGAAUCUACGACAUCAGUGCCAAAAGACGUCAAGGAAGGCCACUUUGCAGUGAUUGCAGCUGAUGAUGGUGAGCCCAAGAGGUUUAUUGUUGCACUGGAUUAUCUGGCAAAUCCUUCAUUCCUCAGGCUUUUAGAGCAGGCAGAGGAGGAGUUUGGUUUUGAUCAGGAGGGUGCACUCACCAUACCUUGCAGAUCGAGUGAACUCGAGAGAAUAUUGGAGGAACAGUGGGAGCUGGAGAGAGUUGUGAAUGCUUGUGUUGACUGGAUGUCCUGUAAAGCCAUGGUGAAAGGUUGCUAAUUAGAGAGAGAGAGGGAGAGAGAGUAUGUUUGGAAAUUUAAUUAAUUAAUGAUCCAUCCCAUCAUCUAUCUGUUGUUACUCUUACUCUUGUAUGUGCUAGCUGCUACCUCUCCAUGAAUUAUAUAU